Molecule: messenger RNA, 2043 nt
Organism: Aspergillus viridinutans
Lineage: Eukaryota; Fungi; Ascomycota; Eurotiomycetes; Eurotiales; Aspergillaceae
Exons: 9
Coding region: 1-2043 (680 amino acids)
Biological process (GO): DNA repair
Source: RefSeq, a predicted model, not a curated record
AUGAGCCCAAGCAGGCCGGCGAGAGCUGCGGCACCCAAGCCCAAGUCUGUGAGAACGGGUCGCAUACGGAAAGUUCGCUCCGCAGUCUCACCUAUUAGUGCCGCCCCGCAAAUCGUGACAGCAAAUGGCGCUACGGAACCAGUCGAUGGCCAGCCUCCCGCAUGGGCUGAGUGCCGCCCAGAGCUAUGUGAUGCUCUCCCCUGGUUUCGCGCUGUUCAAGGCGGUUCUUACCACUGUGACCAUCUGUGCUGGGGUUUCUUGCUGGACGCUGACUGUGGGAUUCGCUCAUACAUCGAUGAAGAGGUGGUAGUUACAAGGGUCGGAGGAGGGUGCACUAAGGAUGCAGAGGGCAACCUCAUCCUCGUUAGAGAUCAAGGCAGCGAGGACAGUGCUGUCAGCAGUCUCAUUAAUAGUAUGGACUCGAAGGUUCCAGUGGGCCUUAUAAUAGGAGACCGCAACACACUUCUCGGAAGAAAGCUACCACACCGAUACAACGUAAUGGAUUACUUUCGGGUCACGAACGUCUGGUACGAGAGGAUCGGUGGCAAAGUGGGGGCCAAAGUUCGCUUUGAGAAGCUGAACCUCUCUACAAAGAGCUGGUGGGCAGCCAAAGGCUCUGCCACUCCUGUUCCAUAUUAUCAGCGCCCUGAGAUUCAGGCCGAGAUCAACCAUUGUGCCGCUUGCCAGACAGCAAGUCCACGUAUAUACAAUGAAGGCUGGAUGUGCCUGCAGCCCACCUGCGACAGCUUCUGGACAAUCAACGGGUUCGAACCCCCUGUGGUCCUUACGUUCUAUCUCAACUUCCUUCGAACUCGAACUCCUCCUGCUCCUGAGGUAGUGCCACACCACGAUCUGGUACCCAACCUGCUACCAACGCUAGAAGAAGACGGAGAAGGCGUCAGCUAUUCUCGAAUUGCGUGGAAGGGCAUUAUCUGCCCACAUUGCCAAAAGUGCAUAUCCAGAAAGUACUGGCAUGGUUGGAAAUGCACAGAUGAGCUCAGUCCGAUCUCGGAAAAAGGCGAGACAAGCUGCACAUUCGAGAGAAUGCUGACCGUGCAGCCGGUUUCUCUACGAUCUGUUAUUGAUGACUUUAGCCUUGGGCCGAACAAACGUGCUUGUCAUUUUGACUGCAAAUUUGCCGUACCAGACAUUGAUGAUGAGACACUUUUUCCGUACAGAAAGCUGACCUACCGAAUUCCAGGCGUAGGCAGCAUUACUCACUUUGUUGCCAACAGAAUAAUCAACAGUCGUCCCAACGGGCCAAACGAUCUAUUUCGACAGCUGCAGGUUUCUGACUUCGGGCUGCGUCGUUAUCCAUUACAGCAGAGUGUUGUUGCUGGAACCCUCACUGCACACUUUGCUGUGAAUUACGGAAUGCCAUACAAAUAUAUUGUUUCAGUGGACUCCAGGCCCUUCAAUGAUGCUCCGGAUGAGAUCAUGCGGGCUUUGGGUCGUUUGACGUGGGCGACUGAGCGAGCUGUAGCAGGCAGUGGAGACACCUUUCUUCCGCCAAAUGAGCUACUCAUGCUUGGUUAUUUUGAAGACAUGAAGAUUGGUUAUCAUGACGAUGGGGAGUCGUCUCUCGGACCAACGAUUGCCACGCUUUCCCUGGGUGCCAAGUCGGUCAUGUCAAUUCGAAUGAAGUACAAGUACUACAACGGCUUGUCGAAAAGCAAGACACUCUUGAAAGAUGACCCCGUAUUGGUGGGUUGCAGAAUGGAAGCCGAACGACGGAGCCUGAAGAGUCAACUGGCCAACGGUGAGAUUGACCAAACAACAUAUGACAGUCUACGGCGCAAGGCCUUGCAGAAGGGCAAAUGGGGAGAGGCUCCCAUAGGUAUCAAGAUGGAGCUCAACCAUGGGGACUUGGUAGUCAUGCACGGCGCGAACCUUCAGAAAUACUACGAGCAUGCGGUGAUUCCAGACAAGAAGCUACGCUUCGCUCUGACCGCUCGUUAUAUAAAACCAGACCACGUUGAACCGGAACACUUGCCGAAAGGAGAAUUUAUACUGACACCUGAUCAAGUAUACGAUGGGAAAUGA